Gorilla gorilla gorilla (western lowland gorilla) is the source of this 1890-nucleotide messenger RNA. It is a transcript of the gene MIIP, whose product is annotated as migration and invasion inhibitory protein. NCBI's taxonomy places the organism in Eukaryota, Metazoa, Chordata, Mammalia, Primates, Hominidae. The record is from RefSeq and is a predicted model, not a curated record. The transcript is spliced from 11 exons. Bases 437 to 1666 code for a protein of 409 amino acids. Gene Ontology annotation, biological process: negative regulation of cell migration; negative regulation of G2/M transition of mitotic cell cycle.
CGAGGGGCUCGGGGGCCGCAGUGGAAAAGAAGGGGAGGCUGCAUCUGCCUCUGCCGGGGUCCCGCCUCGGCGUCCGCCCGCUCGCCCUCUGUUACUUCUGCGGCCCCGGUGUUUCUGGAGCGUCGCUUUCCCGGUGUCUCCGCUCAGCUUUUCCCUUUCCAAAGCGCGGCCGGGGCCAGGGGAGGGCAAGGCCAGCUGUGCCCUUUGACCCCGUGCGAAAACGGCGACCCUCUGACUACAGGGGUGUGGCCCAGAGCCACUUGGCCAAUUAGGGGUGGGGGCCGGGAUCUUUGUCCUGCGCAUCAAACAGUUGGCCCCUCUGGACUGCAUCUCCGUGCCCCCCAGCCCUGCGGGGUAGAAGAGCUGGGCCUGGAACCCAGCCCUGAGGACAUCCUGCGGCCCAGGGGCAAGUGACACCUGCUGAGAGAGGCCCAGGAUGGUGGAGGCUGAGGAACUGGCACAGCUGCGGCUGCUCAAUCUGGAGCUCCUGAGGCAGCUGUGGGUGGGGCAGGAUGCUGUGCGGCGGUCAGUGGCCAGGGCAGCCUCGGAGUCAAGCCUGGAAUCCAGCAGCAGCUACAACUCAGAGACUCCAUCGACCCCAGAGACGUCCUCAACUUCCUUGAACACCUCCUGCCCACAGGGCCGGUCCUCCGUGUGGGGCCCACCAGAUGCCUGCCAAGGGGACCUCCGUGAUGUGGCCAGAUCGGGGGUGGCCUCUCUCCCACCUGCCAAAUGCCAGCACCAGGAGUCCCUGGGCCGACCGAGACCCCACUCAGCACCCUCGCUGGGCACCUCAAGCCUGAGGGACCCAGAGCCCUCAGGGAGGCUGGGUGAUCCGGGACCCCAGGAGGCACAGGCCCCGAGGUCCAUCCUGGCUCAACAGAGCAAGCUGUCCAAGCCCAGGGUGACCUUCUCUGAGGAGUCUGCAGUUCCUGAGAGGAGCUGGCGCCUCAGGCCAUACCUGGGCUAUGACUGGAUUGCAGGGUCUCUGGACACCAGCUCUUCCAUCACCAGCCAGCCUGAGGCCUUCUUCUCGAAGCUGCAGGAGUUUCGGGAAACCAACAAGGAGGAGUGUAUCUGCAGCCAUCCUGAACCCCAGUUGCUAGGCCUGCGUGAGAGCAGUGGCAGCGGCGUGGAGGAAGACCAUGAAUGCGUGUACUGUUACCGUGUCAACCGGCGCCUGUUCCCGGUGCCUGUGGAUCCCGGUACCCCUUGCUGCCUGUGCAGGACACCGCGAGACCAGCAGGGCCCUGGGACCCUGGCGCAGCCAGCGCAGGUCAGGGUGAGCAUCCCGCUGUCGAUCCUGGAGCCCCCGCACCGGUACCACAUCCACCGGCGAAAGAGCUUUGACGCCUCUGACACACUGGCCCUGCCCCGGCUCUCAGGGCCCCAGGAAUGGCUGGAUCUGCCAGGAGAAGAAAGGGGAGAGCUGGGCACUGCCUGCUGGGCUGGGACAUUUUUCCUCCAAAGUCUGAGAAAAGCUCAGCCCCCAGGAACCUGGACCUCUGGUCCUCUGUCUCCGCUGAGGCCCAGCACCAGAAGCCGUCAGGCACCAGCAGCCCUUUUCACCGGGCCUCACCAAUGCAGGUGCUGCCCCCCACCCCGACCUGGUCAGUGCCCCAGGUCCCUCGGCCUCACGUCCCACGGCAGAAGCCCUGAGGACUGACUCCUGGGGGAGAACAGCAUUCCCGCCACCUCCAGCCUGUCCCCUCUGGCAGGCACACCCAGGAGAUGGAAUCCCCUGCCCGCCCAGCUCAGGCCCGGCUGUCCUAAGUUGGGCAGGUGGGUGGACCCAGGCUUGUCUGCUGCCUGAGUUCCAAAGAGGGAGGACCCUGGGGUGGAGGGUGAGGGAUUCUGUGGAAGUUUGUAAAUAAAGCUCAGUGCUCUGCA